Molecule: messenger RNA, 1074 nt
Organism: Talaromyces marneffei
Lineage: Eukaryota; Fungi; Ascomycota; Eurotiomycetes; Eurotiales; Trichocomaceae
Exons: 2
Coding region: 1-1074 (357 amino acids)
Biological process (GO): protein histidyl modification to diphthamide
Cellular component (GO): mitochondrion
Molecular function (GO): 2-(3-amino-3-carboxypropyl)histidine synthase activity; alcohol dehydrogenase (NAD+) activity; metal ion binding
Source: RefSeq, a predicted model, not a curated record
AUGGAUUCCUUCGUAUACAACGCCAACCCUGGGCGAGUUGUCUUCGGCUCAGGGACCUUGAAACAACUCCCAGAGGAAGUCUCGCGACUCAAUCUCACUGCUCCUCUCCUCCUAUCCACCCCUCAACAAAUCAGUCAAGCCGAGCAGCUGAAAGAAAUCCUCAAUGGCAAGAUCGCAGGCAUCUUCACCGAAGCCACCAUGCACACCCCCACCGACAUCACGGAAAAAGCUUUACAGUACGCCAAAGAAACAAAAGCAGACGCAGUCGUCUCCAUCGGUGGUGGAAGUACUAUCGGUCUGGGUAAGGCGAUUAGUAUUCGUACUGGACUGCCGCAUAUUUGUAUUCCUACGACGUAUGCGGGCAGUGAGAUGACGCCUAUUCUGGGGGAGACGGCGGAUGGGGUGAAGAAGACGAGAUCCGAUCCGAAGAUUCUCCCCGGGACGGUGAUUUACGACGUUGAUUUGACCAUGACCCUCCCCGCAGCGAUGAGUGCUACUAGUGGAGUCAAUGCCAUUGCUCAUGCUGUGGAAGCACUCUAUGCACGCAAUACGAACCCUAUCAUCAACCUCCUUGCCCUAGAAGGCACGAAAGCCCUGGCAUCCUCCCUCCCGGAAAUAGUGGAGAACCCCUCUUCACCCUCAGCACGCUCUCAGGCUUUGUAUGGAGCAUGGCUAUGCGGUACCUGUCUAGGCAGCGUCGGAAUGUCCAUUCACCACAAACUCUGCCACACGCUAGGAGGCAGCUUCAAUCUCCCACACGCCGAAACACAUACCGCCGUGCUUCCGCACGCCAUCUCAUACAAUGCGCCUCGCAUUCCGGAGGCAAUGAAGAAAUUGGCCGAGGCCCUGCCAGAGAGUAAUGGAGAUGCUAUCCAUGGUCUCAACGUGCUUUUGUCCAAGCUGAAAGUGAAAAGGGGCCUAAAGGACUUUGGCAUGAAGGAGGAGGAUAUUGAUAAGGCCGCUGAUAUCGCGGUUAGUAACCCUUACUGGAACCCGAGGGAGAUUGAGAGAGAGCCUAUCCGCGAGUUGAUUCGUAGAGUGUGGGCUGGAGAGCCGGCGAAGGCUGAUUUGUAA